Zasmidium cellare ATCC 36951 is the source of this 2880-nucleotide messenger RNA. RefSeq lists its product as uncharacterized. The coding region runs from base 1 to 2880 and encodes 959 amino acids. Lineage: Eukaryota; Fungi; Ascomycota; Dothideomycetes; Mycosphaerellales; Mycosphaerellaceae. Gene Ontology annotation, molecular function: zinc ion binding; DNA binding; DNA-binding transcription factor activity, RNA polymerase II-specific. The transcript has a single exon. Gene Ontology annotation, biological process: DNA-templated transcription; regulation of DNA-templated transcription. The record is from RefSeq and is a predicted model, not a curated record.
AUGGCCGACGACAACACCUCUCCCACUUCAGACGCAUCGCCAACGGACGGUGUGGGCGCUGAGAACGCCGACCAGGCAUCCAGCAAUGCGCCCAACUUCCUAGCCCCUUCAGACUUCCUGCCUCGACUCCCUCCUUCGACCGAGACUCCCUCAGGCGCAUCGGGCACCUCCGGCAACGAGCCAGAAGAUGCGCACAUCCAAGAUGCCCCAGACGGCCCAACCAAACCGACGGUAGACGCGCAUGGACGCACUUUGAACCCAAGAUCGUGUGUGACAUGUCGCAAGAGGAAAGUCAAGUGCGACAAGCUGCAUCCCUGUAGCAACUGUAACCGCGCCCACAUCGAAUGUGUCUUUCCCGCACCGGGCAGAGCACCACGGAAGUCGAGGAAGGUUGUUGGUGAGGGUCGUGACAAAGAGCUGUUGGAGAGACUCCGAAGGUUGGAAGGUGUGGUUAAGGGCAUGGGAGUCGAGGUGCCUGCGAAAGAGAAUGGAACACACCAGGACGACUCAGAACAGCGGCGACGAUCGACGAGCGGCGGAGAACCAGUGAAUGGACAAUCGAACACGAAUGGCGUCAACGGUAACGGCGACGUGUCCAACAGCGCUGAGCAGGAACAUCAGAAAAAGACGAAAUGGGUCGAAGCGCACACCAACGGACGCUUUGAGAACAGAUUCGGCAGACUUGUAGUCAAUGAGGGCAGGUCGCGAUACAUCAACAACUCCUUCUGGGCAAAUCUCAGCAAUGAAGUUGAAGAUCUGAAGGGUAUUCUCAACCAGUCGAGCGAUGAAGAGGACAAUGCUGGUUCAUCCCCUGCCUCGCAAAACCAACUUCCGAGCAAUCACCAUGGAUUCGUGUUUGGCUUCAGCUCACAAAACGUCGACCUCCUAAACCUUCAUCCGCUACCGGGACAGAUCUGCGAAUACUGGAACAUCUACAAAGACAGAGUCGAUCCGUUAUGCAAAGUGCUUCAUGUCCCCACCCUCGAGCCGACAGUGCUCAGCGCAGCAUCACAUUUGUCGAACCUAUCCAGGGGCUUUGAGUGCCUUCUCUUUGCGGUAUAUUACGGCACUGUCACAAGUCUUACACCGCAUGAUUGUCUCUUGAAACUUGGUGAAGAGAAGCCUAUUCUACUCACGCGGUAUCGAUUUGCCGUCGAGCAAGCUCUGGCAAGAGCGAAUUUUCUAACGACAGAGGAGAUCGUCGUACUUCAGUCCUUCGUAAUAUUCCUGAUCUGUCUCCGGCGGAAUAGCGAUGCCCGUGUUAUCUGGACUCUUACUGGUCUUGUCGUACGGAUAGCUCAGACCAUCGGAAUCCACAGAGAUGGCUCGCACUUUGGUCUGGCGCCUUUCGAAGUUGAGAUGAGAAGACGACUUUGGUGGCAGGUCUGCAUACUGGACACGCGAGCAAGCGAGGACCACGGCUGCGAUCCCACUAUAGUCGAGCAGUCGUUCGACACGAAGAUGCCGCUCAACAUCAACGAUGUCGACAUGACACCGCAAAUGAAGGAGUACCCGCCAGAGAGACAGGGAUGCACAGACAUGUCUUUCUGCUUGUUGAGGUUCGAGGUUGCAAAUACGUUCCGACGCAUUAAUUACAUACCACCAGGACCGCCGAAAGCCUGCACUCAGUACUUCUCGGCGGUGACACUGGAAGACAAGGAAAGGUGGAUAACAGAGUGCCAUCAGAGGCUGGAGGAUCGCUACCUGAAGCACUGCGAUAUGAGUGUACCGCUGUUCUGGGUGACGGCAACCGUCGCACGGUUGAUGAUGAGCAAAAUGUGGCUAAUGGUGUACCACCCUUUCCAGCGAGCCGAUGGCGGCGCCAGCUUGUCUGACGAGACGAAAGAGAAGCUUUUCAUUACCAGCUUGGAGAACAUGGAAUACAGCAUCCUGCUGGAGACGGAGGCGAGGACUAUGAAGUGGGGAUGGCUGUUCAAGACGUACAUGCAAUGGCAUGCUCUGGCUUUCACCCUGUCCGAGCUAUGCCAUCGGACCACAGGCGACCUUGUGGAGCGAGCUUGGAUUGCAGUUGAGAAGACCAGGGACGGUCGGUGGGGCGAUCCGAACAACGCUGAGUAUGAGGGACGGUCAGGUCAUUUGUGGCGUCCGCUCAAGAAGCUGUACAAGAAGGCCAAAGAGGCUCGGCAAAGAGGUUUGCAAGAAGAGCAGGUGAGUAAGGCCAUGUUGCCUAACCCACCGACAAGAACCUACAGCCCCAACGAAAAUCCCAUGUUCGGGAAUCCCCACAGACCACGAAUGACACGAGCACCACUGAGCUCAGCCCAGUUACUACGCUUCACAGAGGGACCUAGCUAUGGGAAGGCGCCAUUGGACAAGCACGAGCUUCUACGUUCGCCGAAAUUGUCUGAAGCAGGGACCGAUGAUCCAAUGGAGACAGCUGGACUCAGUUCAGACAUCCUUCAAGGACCACCAGCACAGAACAAUGGUCAUACUCUCGGCUCGGGUAUGCAUGGUAUGCAGUUCUCAAUGCCUGGAAAUAUUGCUGCGCCUCGUCCCCAACCUCUACAACCCGCGCCAGGCUUUGGACAGAACUUCCUCAGCGGCACGGACAUCGACUUUGGCGACACCCCCGAUCUGCUCAAUCACCAGAACACAACUAUGGCCAACGAUGGAUCUAUGCGCAUCAACUCCAUCGACUCGCUGGACAACGACGUUAGCAACAUCAUGGACACAUCGGGCGAUCUAAAUUGGGAGAGCUGGGAUCAGCUUGUGCGGCAAUUUGGUAUGGACGUUGACUCUGGCGCGAUCAACAUGGGCACGACCACGAACUGGGAUGGCCAAAAUUUUGAAAUGGGGAACAAUACAAGCGCACAAAAUUUACGGAUGGGGAUGGGAAUGGGUAUGAACGACUGGUUUUGA